Messenger RNA from Uranotaenia lowii, 1065 nucleotides. Its product is annotated as CXXC-type zinc finger protein 1-like. Gene Ontology annotation, cellular component: Set1C/COMPASS complex. The transcript has 3 exons. Gene Ontology annotation, biological process: positive regulation of DNA-templated transcription. Lineage: Eukaryota; Metazoa; Arthropoda; Insecta; Diptera; Culicidae. The record is from RefSeq and is a predicted model, not a curated record. The coding region runs from base 116 to 931 and encodes 271 amino acids.
UCGGGAGCAGAAAUCAGCUUCCAGGACAAAGAAAAGAAAAAGAUCUCUGACGCCGGAAGUGAUAAUCAAUCCGGCUCUGGAAGGUGAUCGUCAAUGUCAUGGGCCAGGUUGUAUCAUGACGGCCAGACCUCAAUCUAAGUACUGUUCGGAUACGUGUGGUAUGAAGCUGGCCACCAGUCGAAUCUAUCAGGUAUUGCCUCAGCGUAUCCAAGAGUGGUCGCUUAGUCCGGCGAUAUGCGAAGAACAGAAUAAAAAAGCCUUGGAAGCCAUCCGUACCAAGCAGACGAUCGUUCGAGCUACGCUGGCGGAGCUGGACAAGCGCCAUGCCGAAUUGGAUUUACUAGUGGAUCGUGCCAAACGGUGCACGCUGGAUCCGAACGCCCUGGAUGGCAAUGAUUUGGAAGAUGAAAUGUCAAUGUACUGUAUCACGUGUGGCCACGAAAUUCACUCGAAGACGGCCAUCCGGCAUAUGGAGAAAUGCUUCAACAAGUACGAAAGUCAGGCCAGUUUCGGAAGCAUUUUCAAAACUAGAAUCGAGGGCAAUUCAAUGUUUUGCGAUUUUUACAACCCGGCCAGCAAGACUUACUGCAAACGGUUGCGUGUGCUUUGUCCAGAGCAUUGCAAAGAUCCCAAAGUUAACGAUACGGAUGUUUGUGGCUGUCCGUUGGUGAAAAAUGUUUUCCAGCUUACGGGCGAGUUUUGUCGAGCCCCGAAAAAGUCUUGCUUCAAGCACUACGUGUGGGAGAAGAUCCGUCGAGCAGAAAUCGACCUAGAGCGUGUCCGUCAGUGGUUGAAAAUGGAUGAACUGGUGGAGCAAGAACGUCAAAUUCGACAGGCUAUGGCAUCCCGGGCUGGAGUUCUCGGGCUGAUGUUGCACUCAACGUACAAUCACGAAAUUAUGGAAAAGUUGUGCGGUGGCAAAAUGCAAUGAAAGUCUUUCAAGUUUUGGGUUCAGGGCUAUAUUUUUGAAGUUCUUAGAACUAUCAACUAUCAAAACUUAUGCUCUCAUUUCGCAGCGUAAAGGGAAUAACUAUCAACACAAUAAAAAUACGUUUUCACGCUUUA